Myotis brandtii (Brandt's bat) is the source of this 1255-nucleotide messenger RNA. It is a transcript of the gene TAMM41, whose product is annotated as TAM41 mitochondrial translocator assembly and maintenance homolog. Gene Ontology annotation, molecular function: phosphatidate cytidylyltransferase activity. Gene Ontology annotation, cellular component: mitochondrion. Gene Ontology annotation, biological process: CDP-diacylglycerol biosynthetic process; cardiolipin biosynthetic process. Lineage: Eukaryota; Metazoa; Chordata; Mammalia; Chiroptera; Vespertilionidae. The coding region runs from base 188 to 1201 and encodes 337 amino acids. The record is from RefSeq and is a predicted model, not a curated record. The transcript is spliced from 8 exons.
GUUGGCCGCUGGCCGGUGCGUCCCGCACGCAGGUUCUUGCUGGCCACUCCUGCUCGUAUCUCCGGCUCCAGAAUCCCCGCGUUCAGGCCGGUCCCCGUCUUUCAUCUCCCCACCCCUAACCCCCUGCCGGGUGUCCGUUCCCCGCCCCGCUGGCCUCCGCCAAGGGUCCUGGCCUCAGCCUCGGCCCAUGGCGCUGCAGGCGCUGCAGAGCUCGGGGGUGGCCUUCCGCAGGAUCCUGUCUCACUUCCCCGAGGAGCUGAGCCUGGCUUUCGCCUAUGGCUCCGGGGUGUACCGCCAGGCGGGGCCCAGUUCCAACCAGAAGAAAGCCAUGCUGGACUUUGUGUUCACAGUAGAUGACCCUGUUGCAUGGCAUUCAAAGAACCUGAAGAAAAAUUGGAGCCAUUACUCUUUCCUAAAAGUUUUGGGGCCCAAGAUUAUCAGCUCUAUCCAGAAUAACUAUGGUGCUGGAGUUUACUACAAUCCAUUGAUCGUGUGUGACAGUAAGCUUAUCAAAUAUGGGGUUAUUAGCACUAGUAUUUUGAUUGAAGAUCUCCUCAACUGGAAUACCUUAUACAUUGCUGGACGACUCCAAAAACCAGUGAAAAUCAUAGCAAUGAAUGAGAAUGUGGCUCUUAGGGCAGCCCUAGAUAAAAAUCUGAAGAGUGCUGUGACUGCUGCUUUCCUCAUGCUUCCCGAAAGCUUUUCUGAAGAAGACCUCUUUAUAAUGAUUGCUGGACUCUCCUAUUCAGGCGACCUUCGGAUGGUGGUUGGAGAGAAUAAGGCAAAAGUGAUGGAUAUUGUAAAGCCCAACAUAGCCCACUUUCGUGAGCUGUAUGGCCACAUACUACAGGAUAAUCCACAAGUGGUGUAUAAAAUCCAGCAAGGCAGACUGGAGAUAGAUAAAAGCCCAGAAGGACAGUUCACUCAGCUGUUGGCAUUGCCCAAAACCUUACAGCAAGAAAUACAUAAUAUUAUGGAUCCUCCUGGAAAAAACAGAGAUGUGGAAGAAACUCUUUUUCAACUUGCUAAUGACCCUGACUGUGGAAACAUCGUGCAUCUAGGGCUUUUGGCAAUUGUGAGACCUUCGAGUCUGAGACAGAGCACCAAAGGCAUUUUCACUGCCGGCAUGAAGAAAUCGUUGAUUUAUAGUUCACAAAAACUACAUAAAAUGUGGAAAGGAUGGCUGAGGAAAACAUUCUGAUUUUGCUUGCUUUUUAUACAUAUAUAGAUUAAUAAAGGGUUCCUUUUUGACAAA